Molecule: messenger RNA, 534 nt
Organism: Galendromus occidentalis (western predatory mite)
Lineage: Eukaryota; Metazoa; Arthropoda; Arachnida; Mesostigmata; Phytoseiidae
Exons: 2
Coding region: 111-491 (126 amino acids)
Source: RefSeq, a predicted model, not a curated record
UGUUUACCCGAAAUAUCCAAGUGAUCGUGUGUUCCUUAAAGACUGAAUGGGGGCUUCGGACUUGGAACGAGCUUGCUUAUGCUCGAACCCCUAGCCCUGGUGGCCUCGGUAUGUUUCAACUACACAAAAAUCCCGCCGCUAUCGGCAGGAUGACGAUCCUCAUCGUCGGCCUAGUGCUAACGAGAGAAUACGAGAAGCGCUACGGAACGAGGUCGGCAACGGUUGACGCAUGUUCAACAGACAGAGAUUUCGUCAGCAAGGUUGAAUCCGAAGCUAAAAGACUGGAGAUAAAAGGUUUCAUGGAGCCUUACGGUGACUGCUGCUUCAGUGGUGUUCUUCAAGGGCCGAAGCCAGAAUUGGACGAGAUGAAAUCUUGGUUCUUCAAUAAUAGUGAAGCGGGUCGGGAAGGCAAAGAACAAGUGUACGGCGAGUUUCAAACGGAUUGGAGGAAUCAUAGGAAAUUCCGCAUCGUCAAACCGGGCGAAACAUAGUAUUUAUCACGCAAUAAAUCCUGAUAGCUGUUUGAGAUAAAAA